AUGGUUCGCGUGGAGCUCACAUGUGCGGCGAUUCGCCUGACGCCCGUGUGGGUGUGUCUGAUGGCGUACUGCCCGAAUGGGGAGUGGCCGACGCGGCUGCAGGCGCUAGUGCGCGUAAUGGACUACGGUUUCUCAGUUGAGGCCUUUAAGCACAGGCCGGUGGUGCUGCUGACGCACAUGUUUGUGCACGUCAACGACUCCCACCUUUUUGGGAAUCUCUCUGCGCUCACGGCGACCCUUAUCGAGUUCGGUGGCUCCUCCGUGAUAAAGAACGUGGAGGAAGAGAGCGUCUGGGUGUCGCUGCGGCGCACGCUUGGGUCCUUUGUGGUCCUUGUGGCCGGCAGCAUCGUGGGCGGCAUCGGGGGCCAGCUGCUGUACAAUGACGCCCAGCUGGCACAGCGGCACAAGCGAUGGCCGUUGCUGGCGGGAAUGAAGGAGGGGGCGAACGGCGGCGCCUUGGACGGCGUGCUUCGACGCGUGCGGAACUGGGUGGACCAGAUGAGCUACAAAAUGGACAAGAAGCGGACGGACGGCAUCUUCAUGUGCGGCGCCAGUGCCGGGAUCUUCUCCCUGGCCGGUUUCAACGUGGCGUACUACCAGCGGUGGGGCACCGCUCUCCCGAUGGUGCUACCGGAGCUCACCGCCGUCGCCUGCUCGCUGCUGCACUCCUCAGAAGAAUUUUCCAACGCUGCGUGGCUGCCGGCAGGCGACGUCGUUGGCCACGCAGCCCACCUUGGUGGGUUUACCGCAGGGGCCUGCAUGGGUCUCAUCUGGCGCUGGCUGUCGGAUGUCUAUAGCAACAAGCGGGCAAAGCGACCCAAGGCGAAGUAG
Messenger RNA from Trypanosoma rangeli, 831 nucleotides. RefSeq names its product putative serine peptidase, Clan S-, family S54. The transcript has a single exon. Lineage: Eukaryota; Euglenozoa; Kinetoplastea; Trypanosomatida; Trypanosomatidae. Gene Ontology annotation, molecular function: serine-type endopeptidase activity. The record is from RefSeq and is a predicted model, not a curated record. The coding region runs from base 1 to 831 and encodes 276 amino acids. Gene Ontology annotation, cellular component: membrane.